This is a messenger RNA of Rhizopus microsporus ATCC 52813, 1062 nucleotides long. RefSeq lists its product as uncharacterized. The transcript has 2 exons. The coding region runs from base 27 to 848 and encodes 273 amino acids. NCBI's taxonomy places the organism in Eukaryota, Fungi, Mucoromycota, Mucoromycetes, Mucorales, Rhizopodaceae. Gene Ontology annotation, cellular component: 90S preribosome; nucleus. The record is from RefSeq and is a predicted model, not a curated record.
UUUUUUCUGGAAAAUAAAUUAGCAACAUGGCAGAAGAUAAUAAGAAAAGAGAAAGAGGAGCUGACGACUUUGAAGACGAUUUCCAAGAAGAAGCUAUUUAUUCUGAUAAUGAGACAGUUAUUGAAGAGGAUAAUGAUACUAUUGGUUUAAAAAGAAAAGCAAACACAGAAGAACAACCUAAGAAGAAAAAGAAGAAGCAACAAAAGAAGAAGAAAGUGUCUACUAACCCAUUCGAUACCAUUGACAUUUGGAAAGAAAACACAACUGUACAAGCUGAAUAUUUAGCUGAUCGUCAAAAGAUCGCUUUGCCUGAUCUUUCCUCGGUCGAACUUGAAGAACAGCAACUGCCAGAAUCAGCUCUUGUCAAAAAUGAAAAGUUUACUCAAGAACAUGUUUUGGACGCACUAUCAAAUUAUAUCAAGUUUGGUGUAGCAGGACACAAGAAAUUGCAGAAAAAGCCAACGUCUUUGGCUUCUCCUGUUGUCUUGGUCAUCACACACUCCGCUAUUCGUUCAGUCGAGCUUGUGAGAGCACUCAAAGAAUUCUCAAAAUCAGCUAAAAUUGCAAAGCUGUUUGCUAAGCACUUUAAAAUCGAAGAACAAGUUUACUUUUUAGAACGAGAACCUAUUCACAUUGGUGUUGGUACGCCUAAUAGACUUCAAGUACUCGUGGAUCAAGGACAUUUAAAAUUGGAUAAAUUGGAAUUGGUUGUCAUAGAUACAGAGAAGAACCCAAAAAAAUUUAAUAUCUUUGAUCUUCAAGAAGUUAGAACCGAUCUCUUUAGAUUCCUUGGAUCUUACAUUGCACCUUUAAUGAAGGAAAAUAAAGCAAAAAUAGGCUUAUUUUAAUCUCUCUUAGUUGCCCACAUGCUUUGUGCUUGCUAUGUUGUGUAACAUAUUUGUGUUACACGAUGGUAUUAAGUGCUCAACCAUUCAACAAAGGCAUUACUUUAUAGAAUAUUGACAUUGUACAAUUGUUGUCGUCGAGCAUAUUACGAAUUGAUUUCAAAGCAUACCAGUAUAAUAAACCCUUUAUUAAGGACCCAAUAUCACAAAAACGCGU